CUCAAGCAUCCAUAUCCAAAACCCCGGCCCCCGGCUCUGAAGCAACAGCCGGCGAGAUGCAGAUCUUCGUGAAGACGCUGACAGGGAAGACGAUCACACUGGAGGUCGAGAGCAGGGACACGUUGGACAACGUCAAGAGUAAGAUCCAGGACAAAGAAGGUAUCUCGCCGGAGCAGCAGCGCCUCAUCUUUGCCGGGAAGCAGCUGGAGGACGGCCGCACCCUGGCCGACUACAACAUCCAGAAGGAGUCCACGCUCCACCUGGUUCUGCUCCUGCGUGGCGGCCGCGGUGGGAACGGCUGCUACCCCCGUAGCGUUGAUCUCAAUCUUCGGAACCUGGCGCUGCAGCACAACGAGAAGAAGAUGAUCUGCCGCAAGUGCUACGCAAGGCUUCCGACGAGGGCUACAAACUGCCGGAAGAAGAAGUGUGGCCACAGCAAUCAGCUGAGGCCCAAGAAAAAGCUAUCCCGGUGGCGAUAUUUACCAGUAGAAUCAGAUGCCGCAGCGUCACAUCAGAGUAUUUGA
Panicum virgatum (switchgrass) is the source of this 524-nucleotide messenger RNA. Its product is annotated as ubiquitin-60S ribosomal protein L40-like. Gene Ontology annotation, biological process: modification-dependent protein catabolic process; translation; protein ubiquitination. The transcript is spliced from 4 exons. Gene Ontology annotation, cellular component: nucleus; cytoplasm; ribosome. Bases 57 to 524 code for a protein of 155 amino acids. The record is from RefSeq and is a predicted model, not a curated record. Lineage: Eukaryota; Viridiplantae; Streptophyta; Magnoliopsida; Poales; Poaceae. Gene Ontology annotation, molecular function: ubiquitin protein ligase binding; structural constituent of ribosome; protein tag activity.